AUGCCACCAAGCCGCGAGCGGUCGACUACAACCAUCGAGGGCGCGAAAAACAACCCUCGCACUGAGUCGACCAAUCGAUGUUAUACGACGCAAAUCCGAACCAUCGUUCAAUGGGUCAUGGCCCACGGCCGCAGCCAAGGUGUGUUGAACCGCAACACGUUGAACUUGGCGACGCCGCAUCGACACCAGAUCGGUGUGUUAACAACUCGCGCCGGGUGGUCCCUAGGAGACGUGCUGGAUUGUUACAUUCAUUACGCGCCUGCGGGGGACCAGUACGCCAGUCGCAUCGCUUCGAGAUUGCCAGAAUCUAGCACCGCGUUAGGCACGCAGCCUCCGCAUUUUGGUGCGCGGGACGAUCCCGUGAUGAGCCGAAUGGAGGACAUUUUCGAAGCCGAAACUGGUGCCAAGCCCCACGACCACGACCGUCCAUCCGAACGCUACGUGACCGAGUCGUUUGAUGCGUGCUUGGGCUACAACGGACUGGACGUAACAAGAAGCGCAAACGCGACGAGACCGACCUGA
This is a messenger RNA of Aphanomyces astaci, 522 nucleotides long. RefSeq lists its product as hypothetical. The transcript is spliced from 2 exons. The record is from RefSeq and is a predicted model, not a curated record. The coding region runs from base 1 to 522 and encodes 173 amino acids. Lineage: Eukaryota; Oomycota; Saprolegniomycetes; Saprolegniales; Verrucalvaceae.